UCAAAUUGAACAUAUUUAAUUUUCACAUUUUGUUUACCACAAAUAAACAUGAUGCAUAUCAGGCAUGUGACGUUUCUGUUCCUGGUAUUUAUCUUGAAAGAAGUGGUAUGCAAACUGAAGGCUGCAGAUGUCCAACUCUCAAGAACUGCUACAGUGAAAGGGUCUCUUUCCUAUCUCGACUGGAACCCACGGCCAGUUUUUGUCUUCAAAGGAAUCCCAUAUGGCAAACCUCCUUUGGGAGAGCUUAGGUUUCGGCCCCCCAGAUCAUUUGGUCUUUGGAAGGGACGCAGGGAUGCAUUGAAAUACGGAGAUAGAUGCCACCAGAAACGCGACUACAAGUACAUGUCAGAAGACUGCCUUUUCCUAAACAUCCAUUCUCCUAACCUUAACCCCACUAACAAACUUGCUGUCAUCGUUAACAUACACGGCGGUGGACUCACAAAAGGCUCAGGAAACAGAGGUGCCACUGCGUUGUGCUUGAUGAACAAUGUGCUUUUUGUGACGAUGAACUACAGGUUAGGACCUCUAGGAUUCUUCACAACUGGUGAUGACAACGCUCCUGGAAAUGUGGGACUUCUCGAUCAGCAGAUGGCCAUACGUUGGGUUAAAAGGUAUAUCAGCAAGUUCGGAGGUGAUCCCAACAGAAUCACAAUCAUGGGAGAUAGUGGAGGUGGUGUAAGUGUAUCUACCCAGGUCCUAUCCCCCACCAAUGCAGGGCUGUUCCAGCGUGUAAUUUCUAAUAGCGGAGUCGCAACUGCCCCUGGAAGAGUUAACACACGUCAUGAUGAAGUGAACAAGAGUUCCAAAGUGGCUGCGGCAGUAGGGUGCUCACAGCUAACCAAAUCAGCGUCGAUGCGAUGUUUGCGAAAUGUUGAUCCGGGUAGGUUGACUUCACAUGGUGCCUCUGUGGAACCUCUUUACCCAUAUGUGGACGGGACAUUCCUGACAGAUCUACCCUUCAAUGCAUACAACACCGGUAAAUUCAACCGCAUCGAGUACCUCCUUGGGUUCAAUAGAGAUGAAGGGGUCUACUUCUUCAACGGACUGACGCCUAACAAGAACAACAUUAAAAGCCUUAUAACAUCGUACACAAAACGUUUUUAUCCAAAGAAUACAAAGGCGAUAGUCGAUGAGAUUAUGUCUGUAUAUGUGCGCAAUAAAGGCCUUACGACGGAUGCUGACUAUGCGAAGGCUUAUUCCAACUUUGUUGGUGACCUAAGAUAUAUCGGUCCCACCAAUGACGUUGCCAGGAAACAUUCAGUAUACAAUCGAGUGUACAUGUUCUUCUUCAACCAUCGUCCUGCGUAUUCUUCCUAUCCGGCGUGGGUGUCAGCAACACACAGUGACCAAAAGUCUUACAUAAUGGAGUUCCCGUUCAGUAAGCCAAAUGGCGGGUUUAGUUCAGCUGGAAAGUCUCUUAGUCGACAUAUCAUGAAGUACUACACAAACUUUGCGAAAACGGGUAACCCAAAUGGUUCUGGUCUACCGGUAUGGCCAAGAUUGACAUGUACAAACGGAGAGUAUAUGCAACUCGUGUAUGGUCCAAAGCCUGGGGAGAGAUACCAACCAAAGAGGAUGGAAUUAUGGACUGAAACAAUCCCUCGUCUUGACACACAUAGGCUGCCGAAUUAUAAAGGAUUCCCGUGGACAUGUCCUAGAGCUACAGGCCUACUCUAGUGUAUGACCAAACAAAGUAUAGGCUGAAAGUGUGUAAUAUCAUAGACGUUUCUGGGAAUCAAUAUAACCAUAUUCAAUUUCUCUAGAUAGCAUCUAUCCGAUGUUUUACUAUUGUUUUCUAUUCCAGUGUACUAGUGUAUGCACAACACGUCCCUUUAAUCACCAUCACUGGUCUUUCAUCUCGGUUGAGUUAUCUUUUGGUCUUCCUCGAAUAGUAGAAUAGGCAUUGAGAUAAUGAUGUUUUGAACUCAUGAAAAGAUGGCAGUCUGGUUGAUCAGAAUCAGUCUGAGAAUGAUCACGUGAAAUACAUUCUCCUCGAAAGGUAGAAUGGUCAUUGAGAUAAUGAUGUU
Owenia fusiformis is the source of this 2027-nucleotide messenger RNA. The record is from the annotation of a GenBank genome assembly. Lineage: Eukaryota; Metazoa; Annelida; Polychaeta; Sabellida; Oweniidae.